AUGUUUGGUUGUUCUGGUGAUUCUUGUCUGUGUUUCUUUAGCAACUUGCUUGAAGGAUCACGAGGAAGAGGAGCUGAUUCUGAGUCAACUAGCUGACCCAAUUACUGGGGAUAUCGACACAGAGAUGGCUGAGCUGUUACUGUUUAAAUGCAACUUGGAUUUGCUUCAGUUAAAGGAAGCUGCAGAUGGUACUGAAUUGUGCUUUGAAGAAAGACCCGAUAGCACAAAUGGUAUUAAUUUUGAAUGUCAGGUGCUGACGAAAGGAAAAACAAACAGAAUGCUAAGCGCCAUGCAUCCCCAGAUGAAGCAAACUCUUUUAGAUUGUUUAAGAAAGAAUUUCACGUUUCUGGAAACGACUACAAUUCUAAAGCUUGGUACCCCACAUACCUGGAGUCAUUGUUUUUGAUGCCUGGUAGUUUUAGAAGGAAGUUAAGUUCCAGAUGGCAUCGAAGUGCUAAAGAAGUGUCGAAAUCUUCAGAUCUCGAACAUCUUUCAAUAAAACUUUCUAGCACAAGUAGUCAAAAAGAAAAGAAAUCUGAUCAUCAACAAACAAUUAUCAUUGCUGUUGUUGUAACAGCAACAGUGACUUUUAUUAUUGUAGCUCUGCUCUUUAUAUGCUAUAAUAGUAUUAGCUCCAGAAUGAAGCAAAAUGAUGAAAAUCAUGCAAGGCCUCUCCUAAGCUUGAGCAUAAAUUCUUCACCAAAUUUUUCUGCCUUCGGGAAUUCUUUUAAGGAAGACAAGUACAUGAAUCAAGCAUCUAGCUUGAGUCAACACCAGAGAGCUCCAUCUUUGGAUGGUAGCCUGCAGCUUGUCUCUGAUGGUGCACGUAUUUCGAUGCAGGGGCCUCCAUCUUUUGAAGCUGCUGGAAUUGUCAAUAAUUCAUCUUUUGGAUCAGUGAAUUUGGCUGGGAGUUCUAAUAAUUUGCUGCCACCUCCUCCUGGAGCAGUGCCAGUCAACUCAGAGAUUAUGCCUCCUCUGAAGCCUCCUCCUGGCAGGGCUGUUCCCCUGCCUCCUGAACGCCCCAAGUCUUUUAAGCCUCCAUCCAGCAUGGCUACUCCUCCUCCGCCUCCACCACCUGCACCACCACCAGAACUUCCUGGAGAUUCAGGUCACCCUCCCGGACCUCCUGGAAAUUCAGGUCUUCCUCCUGUACCUCCUGGAAGUUCAGGUCUUCCUCCUGUACCUCCUGGAAAUUCAGGUCUUCCUCCUGUACCUCCUGGAAGUUCAGGUCUCCCUCCUGUACCUCCUGGAAAUUCAGCUGUCCCUCCUGUACCUCCUGGAAAUUCAGGUCGCCCUUCUGGACCUCCUCCACCUCCACCACCUGGAGCCAACAGGGCAGGCCCUCGCCCACCACCACCUCCCGGAAGUGGUAAUGCUCCUCGGCCACCGCCAUUUGCACCCAAAGGUGGAAAUGCACCUCGACCUCCAAGGGGUUCUGCUUUAGGUGGUGAUAAUGGUAUGGAAGAUUCGGGUGUCCCCAAAGCCAAAUUGAAACCGUUUUUCUGGGACAAAGUUCUUGCAAACCCAGAUAAUACCAUGGUCUGGCAUCAGAUAAAAGCAGGGUCUUUCCAAUUCAACGAGGAGAUGAUAGAAACUCUUUUUGGAUAUGCACCAGCAGAUAAAAACAAAACUGAUGGUAAGAAGGAGCCAUCAUCAAAAGAUCCUGUACAGCAGUUCAUUCAGAUCAUUGAUGCAAAGAAAGCGCAAAAUCUGUCCAUUCUUUUACGAGCACUGAAUGUGACAAGAGAAGAAGUUUGUGAUGCACUUCAUGAAGGAACUGAUCUUCCUGCUGAACUUCUUGAGAACUUACUGAGGAUGGCACCAACACCAGAAGAAGAACUCAAGCUUAGACUGUUCAGUGGGGAGACUUCUCAACUCGGAAAUGCCGAGCGGUUCCUUAAAACGAUAGUCGAUAUCCCAUUUGCUUUCAAAAGGAUGGAAUCUCUGCUAUUCAUGAGCACUAUUCAGGAGGACAUCGCCAUCACUAAAGAGUCCUUUGUUAACCUGGAGAUCGCUUGCAAGGAACUUAAGAGCAGCAGGCUGUUCCUCAAACUGCUAGAAGCUGUUCUUAAGACGGGUAAUCGGAUGAACGAUGGAACUUUUCGAGGUGGCGCGCAAGCAUUCAAAUUGGACACUCUCUUAAAAUUGUCAGAUGUGAAAGGAAAAGAUGGGAAGACUACACUAUUACACUUUGUAGUUCAGGAGAUAAUCCGCACAGAAGGGAUAAGAGCUGCCAGGAAUGCCACUGGAAGCCAAAGCUUCUCAAGCACCUCAUCAAAGGAGAUGCUGGAUGGAACUACUCACGAUCCAGACGAGCAUUUCCGUAACUUGGGUCUUGAGGUCGUGUCGGGGUUGAGCGGCGAACUUCAGAAUGUGAAGAAAGCAGCGACCAUAGAUGCCGAUGCCUUGACUGGUACCGUUUCUAAACUUGGCCAUGGACUGUUGAGUUCAAGAGACUUUUUGAACAAAGACAUGGAGAAUCUAGGUGAAGAAAGUAGAUUUCAUCAGACACUGAAAAGCUUUGUGCAGAAUGCUGAGGUUACUAUCAUGGCUCUCUUGGCAGAAGAAAAAAAGAUCAUGGAAAUGGUGAAAAGCACGGGUGAUUACUUCCAUGGAAAUGCUGGGAAGGAUGAGGGCUUAAGGUUGUUUGUAAUAGUGCGAGAUUUCUUGAUAAUGAUAGAUAAGACAUGCCGGGAGAUAAAGGAUGCACAGAAAAAACAGGCAAAGCAGGCGAAGGGACACAGAAAGGCAGCAUCUUCUUCUGAUAUCAAUCCCUCCCUUCCGUCUUCCGAUACCAAUCAACCCCCGUCCUCGUCUUCCGAUACCAAUCAACCCCCGUCCUCGUCUCAAGACACCAAUCAAACCACGUCGACGUCUCAAGACACCAAUCAAACCACGUCGUCGUCUCCUGAUACCAAUCAACCCCCAUCCUCGUCUUCCGAUACCAAUCAACCCCCGUCCUCGUCUUCCGAUACCAAUCAACCCCCGUCCUCGUCUUCCGAUACCAAUCAACCCACGUCCUCGUCUCAAGACACCAAUCAAACCACGUCGUCGUCUCAAGACACCAAUCAAACCACGUCGUUGUCUCAAGACACCAAUCCACCCAUGUCGUCGUCUCAAGACACCAAUCCACCCCCGUCCUCGUCUCCUGAUGCCAAUCAACCCCCUUCAGCUCCAGUUUCUGAUCCACGCCACCCACCUCCUCCCCCAUCAUCGUCUUCUGAUAUCAAUCAACCCCCUUCAGCUCCAGCUUCUGGUCCACCCCACCCACCUCCUCCCCCAUCAUCGUCUUCUUAUACCAACCAACCCCCUUCAGCUCCAAUUUCUUAUCCACGCCACCCACCUCCCCCAUCAUCGUCUUCUGAUACCAAUCAGCCCCCUUCAGCUCCAGUUUCUGAUCCACGCCACCCACCUCCUCCCCCAUCAUCGUCUUCUGAUACCAAUCAACCCCCUUCAGCUCCAGUUUCUGGUCCACCCCACCCACCUCCUCCCCCAUCAUCUUCUUAUACCAACCAACCCCCUUCAGCUCCAGUUUCUGAUCCACGCCACCCACCUCCCAAUCUAAACCAGCUGAUUUUCCCUGCAAUUACUGAUCGUCGGAUGGGUAGCUCAAGUUCAAGUUCAGAUGAUGAAAGUCCAUAGGUUAUCUUAUCAGCCAUUGAAAAGGUGCCCAGCUCUCUGAAUUGUUAGGCUCCAUUUUGGACAUAGGCAAAUUCUUUAGCAAUAUGAAGAAGCUCCAUGAAUUGCCAAUGUGCCCAGAGCACACUUAGAAUUCUUGACGUUUUAUCACCUUUGUUUUUCUGUAAAAAAAAACAUCUAGUUUUGAAGUUUUUGGCAGUUGGAGCAUUAUUCACCAUAGUUUGUAUAUAUAGAUUGUGUAAGAUUAUCAGUUAUAUAUCUUCCUUUUUGA
Molecule: messenger RNA, 3910 nt
Organism: Cucurbita maxima (winter squash)
Lineage: Eukaryota; Viridiplantae; Streptophyta; Magnoliopsida; Cucurbitales; Cucurbitaceae
Product: formin-like protein 5
Biological process (GO): actin nucleation; actin cytoskeleton organization
Molecular function (GO): actin filament binding
Source: RefSeq, a predicted model, not a curated record